Messenger RNA from Labrus mixtus (cuckoo wrasse), 2870 nucleotides. RefSeq lists its product as uncharacterized. The coding region runs from base 204 to 2720 and encodes 838 amino acids. The transcript has 4 exons. Lineage: Eukaryota; Metazoa; Chordata; Actinopteri; Labriformes; Labridae. The record is from RefSeq and is a predicted model, not a curated record.
GUAUCAUGAUUCCACACCUCUGAUUGCCAAUUUGAAACAUACCUUGAAGGCGGUGUAGCUGCAUGUAGGUACACUUUUUCAAAAAGUGUUUUGUAGAUAAAAAAAUAAAGUAAAACAAACUGGUAUUUUGUAACAACUUUGCAGGGGGAAAAAAGAACUAAAGGAAUUCAAUUAAUUCAGCCUUUCUCGAGUCUCUGUCUGAAAUGGAGGCAGCCAGGUCCAGCUUACAAGAGUCUUUUGGUUUUGGUCCUCGUGGUCCAAACCCUCCACAUGGAGCUCAGCAUGCCCAGUGUCCUCUCUCAGGGCCUUCAGCAGCAGUACGUCCUGAGGAGCAGCACCAGCAGCACCACAAACCUUUCUUCUACAUUCAGCCAUCACAGCCAUACCUGCCCAUGCAGACUCUGCAGUGGCCUGUGCCCAUGCCCAUGCCUGUGUCCUACAACCCAUACUAUGGAUACCCAGGUUUAAGUUAUGGGAUGCCAGUUAUGCCUCCCUAUCAGCCAAAUCCUUACAUGGAGCCUCCCAGCUUUGUUGUCCCACAUACCAACCUCCAUUUGGUGGACUACAGAAGAAUCCUCAACCCUCAGUAUUACCAGAGCAUGGCGUACCACUCGCGCAGGUUCCGCUACCAACACAACGGUCGAAGCAGAGAAACGACCAGCUCUGAGGUUCAAACUGAGCCGCUGUCUGCCACCCAGAGGACCAGCACACCUGAUGCAAGCAACGUCGACGCCUCCAGAAACCUCUCAGUCCGUAGAAGCGACAACAACGAGAGUGUGCAUGCCAGACAACCGCUCACGCCACCAUUGGCUGUGAAGACGGGGAACCACUCUCUUGAGCCCAAGGACACGGUGCCUUCUUCUCACAGAACGCCACCGAAUGGCAGCUUUGUGAUUCAGACCGAGGAAGUACGGAUUGAAUGUUGCACAACGCCUGGAGGACUACAACUCCUGCACUCCCACGAGACUGCAGAAGUAUCCCAUAGCUUUUCACAAGAUGUGGUCCAGCGAAGCUCUGUCCUCCAGGGUCGAGUUCUGCAGGACAAUACACCAUGUGCUCCUGCAGACACGUCUGAGAAGGCUCUCCAAGCUUGCCCUGAUAUCUUGUUAGUUGGGACAGCUAGCAGCAAUGAGAAGAUCCUUAAUCUGGGGGAGUCCAGGAAGCAGACGGAGCCAUCUGUUUUUCCAUCAGAGGUGGAAGUUCACGGUGAAGUUCAGGACGCAGGUAGAGAGAAAGAUCUGAGUGCAACAUCAAACAACUUUCAAUUCAAAGUCGUUCACCUGCCAUUCGAUUCAAAGUACCUGGAUGAACUUAGGAAGAUGGAAUCAACGGUUUGGUCGAUGGAGGACACUUUGAUUCCCUCACCCGAGUCUCUGAUCCUAAAUGGCCACACUGAGUCUGAAAAUGAAUCGCUGGUUGCUGAAGUUCCCUCAGCAAAUAUUCUGACAAUGAGAGAGGAGGAUGCAGAUGAUGCCGUCCCCGUGAUUGAGAUGCCUUCUGUGGCAGAGGAUGAUCUGGAGGACAUGGUCCCAACUUCGGAGGGUCCUGGGGAUGUGAUGGAGUCUGAAGCUGAUGUGUACCCUCGGACAGAAGUCCCUGUGGCAGAGGAAGCUCCUGUGACACACAAAGAGGAAGUGGCUCAUGUUCCUUAUUUGCUGCUGUUGGAUAAUUCCUCUCCUAAGGCAGAGAGAAACCAAGUUAGAAGAGAGACGAACAUCCGGCAUCACCAGGACACUUCAUUUGAAUCAUUGCCUGCUUACCUCCCUUCAACCAGCUGGCUAACUGACUUUGAUAACAUCUACUACUGUAGCAAGAUGCCGCCAACUCCCAAGAAGCAAAUCAGACCUUUGAGCAACCAUGGUUUAGAUGUGCCGUCAAGAAGAAGAAAACUAGAUCUCGAGUACAAAGAUCAACCUACUGUUCGCAAGGCAAAAAAGAGAUACAAACCCAGAGGCAAGGUUGAUCGGAGAAGCCUUUCUGAUCACGAAUGCUGCCUCAGUAGAAACUUCAACGAGAACGCUUUUACUCCAUAUGCAUCCAAGACAGAGCGACUUUGCUCCAGAUGUCUUGCAAAGCACAGAAUCUGCACAACUUCCAGUCCAGGACUCGAUGGCCGCACCUUAAAGAGAAAAGCUACUCCCUUCCAACAGUGGAAUGACGCCUUGUUACCAACAUGUGAAGCCUGCAAAUCUCACUCAAAGAAACCACUGAUGAGGAAAGGUCCCAGUCAUGAUGUUCGCAGCCUUCACGGCCACGACACUGAAGGUGAAUCCUCUGAGAACAGCUCAAGUCGCACAGCUCCAAAAUGGCAGCCAGUUGAUGAUUCCAGGAAGGUGAACAAUUUGAAGAGGCCACUCGCAUCCAAGCAAAACCCGGACAAAGUUCCUGCAGGGAUGUACCCAAAGCUGAGGCAGAAGAACUGUGUGUGUGACGAGCUGCAGCAUCAGCCUGCUUCAUGGGAGAGGCUGCGACACUGUCCCCACGGCAACGCCAUCCGAGAAAUGGAUGAGAACUGCGCCGUGCCGUUUUCCCCCCAGGACAAAUGGAGGAACAUGAAUCAGACUUACCUGACACACAGGUGGCACACUGAGAAGUCAUGGAAAGAAGUGGUGCCUAACAUUGACUGCUCCAAGAUUGACGCCAGAUCACAACACUUGAAUAAACACAAGAAAUCACAACCACAAUCACAAGAAAUUCGAAGAUAUGACACAAGAUGCUGAUUUGCACAAGCGCACAAUUCAACAAAGUGAAAAACACGUGUUUUAAAAAAUAUGUACACUCUAUUUAAAUUAUUUUCCACUUAUUUAUUACAUUAUAAAUCACAAUAUUCACUAUUUAUUAAGGGAAGAAUAAACACAGAUUUAUUAUAA